Molecule: messenger RNA, 264 nt
Organism: Ilex paraguariensis (yerba mate)
Lineage: Eukaryota; Viridiplantae; Streptophyta; Magnoliopsida; Aquifoliales; Aquifoliaceae
Source: the annotation of a GenBank genome assembly
AUGGACGCCAUUUGGACUAUCACAGGAAUAUCGCUGAUCCUUAGCACGGAAAUAGUGAUAGCUGAUCUUGCUUCAAAGACUCUUAUUAGUACAUCUGGAGAAAACUUCAAAUAUCACGUUUUGAUCAUUGCAACUGGUUCCACAGUUAUAAGGCUGUCAGACUUUGGUGUACAAGAGGAUGAUUCCAAAAACAUCUUUUACUUGAGAAAAAUCGAGGAUGCAGAGAAGCUUGCAGAAGCAUUAAAAACAAAGAAAAAUGGGUAG